UACGUGAGAGUUCGUCUUGUCUCUCUCGAGCUUCAUUCAACUCAAGACAUAACGUUGGAUUCUGUGCUGCCUACCUACUACUUUAACUCACCAUGUUUGUGCCAAGAUUACUCAAUAGCGGCAGAUGUUUCCUCCUGCUGCUGGUCGUGAGUGCGACCCUAUUAAUAGCCGAUGGCCAACAACAACACAACAACAACAACAACAACCGAUCAACGUUGUUGCGGUCCAUGUCGCAAGUUCGUUCAGCCCCCGCAACGACCAGCAGUUCAAAGACCGUCAGACAGGAGCCAUCGAUUCUCGUUGGCGGCGUCAAAUUAGCGCAGGAGCAGCAGCAAGUCGAUCGAAUUUCAACUCCGGAUUUGGAACCACGUCCAACACUCACAAUUCAGCCGGAGGAUCGACUUAAACUCCGGCAAAGCGUCAUGGAUCUUAACAAGAGGAGAAGGGUGACGGCCAUCAAACCGACCAUGUCUCCCGAUGUGAUUUCCACUCCAAACGUGUACCACUUCUUCUCCAAGAAACGUUUCGAACGGGUACGGUCCAACUUGACAGUGACGACAUCACCAACAUCAUCCACGACGGAAGCAUCCGCUCCAGUUGUCACACAAGCUGCUUAAAGUAAAGAGACUUAUCACAUUUUGUCAUAUAAGACCACUGCGCACCGCUGUACAGAUGAUACAAAAGAGAAAGAACGGGAGAGAGUCCAUCACGUUAUUGUUCAACCAGCACAAUGGGGGAAAAAAAGGGUAUGGCCGAUGUCAAUUUGUUUAAAAAUUCGCGAUCAAUAAACAAUAAACUUUCUUUAAAGUCGAACAAUAAUUUGUAUUUACACGAGAAUUUUUUUUAACAGAAACGAAACCAAAACCCCAAAAAGAGAAACUAAACUGUGAUUGGGGGAAAAGGUUUUCAAGAAUUCAACGGUGACUUGCUGAACCAAUUUCAUAGAGUGAUGGGAGGAAAAAAAUAUAUAUAUAAGCGAUACUAUAUACUCUCCAGAUUGAUACAAAUCCUCUUAAUUAUGUGCAAUUAGCUAAUUCCCUCUUUCCGUCCCUGAACCUAUCAUUUUAAGCGCUUUGAUAUGACAACAUGCAGACCAAAAAUUUAAAUAAUAAUAACAAAAAAAAAAGAAAGAAAAUUUAUGAAAAGAGGAAAUACGACCGUCACCGGGGAGUGGUGGCAGUCGAUCUGGC
This is a messenger RNA of Daphnia pulicaria, 1190 nucleotides long. RefSeq lists its product as uncharacterized. The transcript has 4 exons. Lineage: Eukaryota; Metazoa; Arthropoda; Branchiopoda; Diplostraca; Daphniidae. The record is from RefSeq and is a predicted model, not a curated record. Bases 93 to 617 code for a protein of 174 amino acids.